AGUAUAGUUAGUAUUGUAGUUAUGAAGUUGUCUUCAGAUCAUUCGUGAUGUCGUAGUGUAUGUGUAUGAGUGUGAGCGAUAUUUAAUAUGGAUGAGAUAGGUGACAAGUUUUGUUAUGUUUAUAGCUCUUCUCUGGAGACAAGAAUACAGAUUAAAAUAGGAACGCUAGAAGGAAAGCAGCAGAAACCAGAUUAUGGCAAGCUUCUUUCUAAUCCCAUGCUCAAAUUUUCUGGGCUAUACCAGGAUGAGUUUGCAGAUUUGAUGGUGGUCUGUCAAGUGUUCUCUGAUGGCCGGCCUCUGGCCCUUCCAGUUUCCACUUCUUAUAAGGCUUUCACUACAAGAUGGAAUUGGAAUGAAUGGGUGACACUGCCUGUGAUGUUCAGUGACCUACCCCGCAAUGCUCAGUUGGCACUGACUAUUUGUGAUGCAGUAGGUCCUUCUAAAGUCCAACCUGUUGGAGGAACCACUAUUUCCUUAUUUGGCAAGCAUGGUGUGUUUAGACAGGGAAUGUUGGAUCUCCGAGUGUGGCCCAAGCAAGAAGCUGAUGGCAGUUUUCCUAGUAGUACUCCUGGCAAAGCAAGGGAUCAUGGCAGGGAACAAAUGCAGAGGCUUGCUAAGUUAUCAAAGAAACAUCGUAAUGGCCACAUAGCCAAAGUGGAUUGGUUGGACCGUUUGACAUUCCGUGAGAUUGAGAUGAUCAAUGAAAAAGAGAAACGAAAUUCAGACUACAUGUACCUGAUGAUAGAAUUUACAUCAAUUGAGUUGGAAGGGAUACCACAUUCUAUAGUAUUCUAUGAACAGGAUGGUAUUGAAGCGUAUCAGUUUCGACGUCAAGCUGAUCUCGUUAGAGUUCCCGAUCAUGAAAUACUACAGGAGAAUCUUGUUGAGAGUAAACAUCACAAACUUGCAAGAAGUCUUCGAAGUGGUGUCUCUGACAAAGAUGCUAAGCCUAAUGCAAGUGUCCGUGAUAUCCUCAAUACCAUUGUGGCAUAUCCUCCAACGAAACAGCUGGCCACUGAAGAGCAAGAUUUAGUUUGGAAGUUUCGUUUUUAUCUCAGUAAUCAAAAGAAGGCUCUAACCAAGUUCCUAAAAUGUGUAAACUGGAAACUAAGUGGAGAAGUUCGGCAGGCAUUGGAUAUGCUGCAGCAGUGGACACCAAUGGAUGUAGAGGAUGCCUUAGAACUGCUGAGCUCCAACUUCACGCAUCCGGCCGUACGGAGAUACGCUGUCACACGACUCAAACAAGCCCCUGAUGAGGAUCUGCUGUUGUAUCUUCUCCAACUUGUUCAAGCUCUCAAAUACGAGAAUUUUAAUGAAAUCAAGGAGGGCUACAGUCGACUGUUUCCUGGACGAGAUGCAUCCGUGUCAUCACAAGAAGAUAACCAAAGUGAACGAACAACAGUCAGGGAAACAAGAGAUCCUGUUGAAACUACAAUGAAGAAAUCUUUUAGUUUCACCCCUGUGGAUCAAGCUGUAGGAGCCGAUGAUGCAUCUCCUCCAGUUGCCAGAUCUAACUCCCUGCUUGAGAGUUUAGUGCAGAAUAGUGUUCCUGCAGAGCAGACAGAUUCGAAAGUGGAGACUGGUCAAGGAGGCCAGUGGGGACCAGAGAGGGAAGAAACUAGUCAAGAUCUUGCUACUUUCCUAAUAUGGAGGGCCUGUCAGAACUCAACUCUAGCCAACUACUUUUAUUGGUACCUUUUGAUAGAAUGUGAAGACCAAGAGUUGGCAGUGAAACAAGACAGCAAAGUGCGAGAUAUGUACCUUACCGUCAUGAAGACAUUCUCCCAGAUAUUAUUAAAAGGGAAUUCAGAGUGGCAGAGACGACGAAACUUUCUGUCUAGGCAGCAGACAUUUAUAGACAAACUUGUGCGACUUGUGAAAACAGUUGCUCGAGAAAGUGGUAACAGGAAAAAGAAGACUGAACAACUACAGGCCCUACUUGCUGAUUCAGAAGCUUUCAAGAUUAAUUUUGCUUCAUUUGAACCUCUGCCAUUUCCACUUGAUCCUGAUGUUCAUAUAACAGGAAUAAUUCCAGAAAAAGCAACACUCUUCAAGUCAGCUCUGAUGCCAUCAAAACUAACAUUCCUCACCACAGAAGGUACAGAAUAUGUAGCCAUUUUCAAGUAUGGAGAUGAUUUGAGACAAGAUCAGCUCAUUCUUCAGAUGAUCACUUUAAUGGACAAGCUUUUGCAGAAAGAAAAGCUGGAUCUCAAACUUACACCUUACAGAGUCCUAGCUACGAGCACACGACAUGGUUUUCUUCAGUAUGUUGAAUCAACACCAGUAGCAGAAGUUCUUGGAACUGAGGGUAGCAUACAGAACUUCUUCAGAAAACAUCACCCAUCUGAGACUGGGCCAUUUGGCAUUGCACCAGAUGUUAUGGAUACCUACACUAGCAGUUGUGCUGGGUACUGUGUUAUCACAUACUUACUGGGAGUUGGUGACCGACAUUUAGACAACUUGCUUCUCACAACAUCUGGGAAACUGUUCCAUAUUGAUUUUGGUUAUAUACUGGGCCGAGACCCCAAACCUCUACCACCGCCCAUGAAACUGAGCAAAGAGAUGGUGGAAGCAAUGGGUGGAAUAAACUCGGAAUAUUACUACAAGUUUCGCAAGCAGUGCUACACAGCCUUCCUUCAUUUGCGCAGAAAUUCAAAUCUGGUGUUAAACUUGUUCUCCCUUAUGGUGGAUGCAAGUGUGCCUGACAUUGCAUUGGAACCUGACAAAGCUGUAAAGAAGGUUCAAGAUAAACUAAGACUAGAUUUGGAGGAGGAAGAAGCAGUCAGCUACCUGCAUACAAUAUUGGAUGUAUCUGUAACGGCUGUGAUGGCUGUUCUUGUUGAGCAAUUGCAUAAGUUUGCACAGUAUUGGAGGAAAUAACUGCACCACUUCCUGUUUGGGGACCUUCUGGUUAUCCAUCACGAACUUGUAAUGAUGAAAUACCCUCUUCCAGCAUUGAAACAAAACUUAACCAAGACUUAAUACUGUAGUGAAAUAUGACGAUAACACUUUUCAAUGAGCAGCAUGUUUUUCUUUUAUAGCAGAUGUAAAAUUGAAUGUGUUUAUGAAGAAAGUCUGUGAUUUCUGUGAAUGAUUUUAAUAAUAUAAUAAUAUUUAUAAAGAGGUA
This is a messenger RNA of Zootermopsis nevadensis, 3127 nucleotides long. RefSeq names its product phosphatidylinositol 3-kinase 59F (gene Pi3K59F). Gene Ontology annotation, molecular function: 1-phosphatidylinositol-3-kinase activity. Lineage: Eukaryota; Metazoa; Arthropoda; Insecta; Blattodea; Termopsidae. The record is from RefSeq and is a predicted model, not a curated record. Gene Ontology annotation, biological process: endocytosis; phosphatidylinositol-mediated signaling; autophagosome assembly. Gene Ontology annotation, cellular component: cytoplasm; peroxisome; phosphatidylinositol 3-kinase complex, class III, type II.